Molecule: messenger RNA, 880 nt
Organism: Fundulus heteroclitus (mummichog)
Lineage: Eukaryota; Metazoa; Chordata; Actinopteri; Cyprinodontiformes; Fundulidae
Product: immunoglobulin superfamily DCC subclass member 4-like
Exons: 3
Coding region: 419-880 (153 amino acids)
Source: RefSeq, a predicted model, not a curated record
AGAGAGAGAGUAUCAUCAAGAGCUUCUCCGGACUCCAGCGGACUACCAGCCAGCCAGUGUCUGGCAAAGGGGCGCGUGCAUGAUGGGAUGCGAGUGCUCGUGUGCGGCCAAGCGCGUGUGUUAGGAUAGGAAAGCGACACACACACACGCACACACAUAUUCGCUCGCAACAUGGCGUUGAAGCGCCGAGAGACACGACAGCUCAGCCCCGACUAAUGCGGUGGUUCUAUGCGGGAAGCUCGGGGACCGCUGCCCUAUAGAGAGCCAAACCUCCACAGAGACUCCUUUUACGCACGGCCGCCGUGGACAAUAGCGGAUUCCAGCGUGUGCAUGUCGCUGUAAGGGCUUGAAACUACGGUGUUUGGGAUUGUAUACAGGCGCACGCUUCUGCCCCACUGGUGGAAAUCAAAGGCUGUACAUGGCGGUGGAGAGUACGAUCUGGCUGUUCUGUCUUCUUUCGCUGUACUGGGGUCCAAGCAAGCAAGGAAAGCCUGUUUCAGUGGAAUUGAGCUGUGGUGCUGGACCCAGCCAUGUAGUUCUGGAGCUAGGUACCCCCCUUUUGCUGGACUGCAACCUGGGGUCCAGCGACACUCCUUUCAAUGUCACCUGGUUCAAGGAUGGCCAGCUUCUACCACAGCUGCCAGGAGAUCCCCUGCAGCAUUUGACCAAUGGAUCCCUCCUGCUGUUCUCCACUUCUACAGACAGCCAUCCUCUGCAGAAUGUAGAGGGUGCUUACAGCUGUGUGAGCGCCAGCGCCAUCGGAGCCCUGACCAGUCGGACUGUGAACGUACAACUUGCAAGUCUGUCAAAGUUUUAUCAGGAGCCAUCACCACAAACAGUGACCACUGGGGUAUCCUGCUCGCUUCGAGUGCCAGAUUGA